UCAGCUAUAUAUAAUAAACUUUGGCCUUAGUUCCGUCAGUUGUUAUCAUUAUUUCUCAUCCAUGGAAUUCAGCGUGAUCUUCUUUUCUCAUCCCUUCUGGGCUUUUUCUCUUUCAAUCGGGAGCGAAAAGGAUAACGGGAAGUCCAAUUUGAGCGCGUAAAGUUACAGCUACCGGUCUUCAGUAUUGCAAUUGCGUGAAAUGAUAUUCUAAAGGGCAAAGAUAUCUUCUACAGUAUGAUCAGAUUGCAUUGUACUAAAGGGGUAGCGAAUUGACCUUGACAAACCACGAGCUUUGCAAACUUUUCAUCGAAUUUCACGGAGUCUCGCAGUUGUGUGUUAUUUUAGCGGAGUAUGAAUCCAGUGGACUAACUUGAAAUAACGACUUAGCUUGACGACUUGAGCGGUUUUACUCGAUACCACUUCACUUGAUUGUACUUAGGGAUUCCGUUGAUUGCAAAUUAAUCAUGAUCAUGAAAGAUACUCAUCAAGGCUUUAGCAGACUGGUCUGGUGUAGGUUUGGCCAAGGUCGAACUUAGCUUUGGCAGUUAUUCGUCGAGUUUGCGAGCGCAAGUCCGCCUCAAAGGAAGCGACAGGGCGAACUGAAAGGAAUAAAGGUUAGAAUAUUUUUUUUACAAAGUCUACCUUGAAAGUUUUAGCACAUUAAUCACGGAGAAUAUUAUAAGAACAUAUAAGACAUAUCUAAUCAAAAACAUGCACAGUAACCCUAAGUCAUGUAUGAACCAGCGGGUAAUUUUGUAUUUUCUGUCUGACAAUGUAACAUGGAAUGUGCUGCUACACGCCCGUACUAAAGAAAAUCACUAGAACCACGAUUGAAAGAAAGUGUGUAUUGCUGUUUUGUGAUAUUUUCUACCCUUUGUGCAUAUUGUUCUUGAUUGCCUUUUUAUUUGUAUAAUUAUUGCCAAAACAAAUACCCUAUCUUGAUAGUGUUGUUAUUCCUACUUAAAGGGUUUCUUUUUUUAGAAACAAAUAAAAGAUCUCUCCAUUUUCAUGUUAUCCCUACUAAUUAACUAGAUAUUAUCAAGCAGAAAAAUAACAUUAUAUAUCCGCUGAUACAAGUGAAACCACACCGGCCCGGAACUCAAAGUAGACGAGCAUGAUAGGUAAAAUUCACGAUUUAUUUACCUGGCAGUCGGUUACAGGUCUACAGUGACCUUUUUCGCCCAGAUAGAUGCUAUUCAAAUUGCUUAAAUAAAAAGAAGAAAAUAGAUUUUUGUCAUAAAUACAUGCUUGACUCGUAAAAUUCCUGUGCAUACCAAUUCAGUGCUGAGUAAUUGAAACAAGACGUCCAAAAUUACUUUCAAUGUAAUGACGUCAUAACCCACAGGCACUUGUGGAUUAGCCAAAGACAUCAACCAACAGUUCAACAAUAGCAACGAAGCUUGCAUGUGUAAACGGGAUCUUGUUCCAUUUAAUGUAUUUGUAAACACAACCUACUCUUCAAAAAUCAAUUUUCAUAUUAUAAUUAUUCUCAAUGACGCAUUCACAAGCAGAACUUUGUACAUCGUAAAAUGAACGCAGGAAUCACUCGAAAUGACGAUAGGUGGCCAAAGCUCUCGGGCCCACAUUCCCGUGAAAUUAAGUUCCGAACCAAAUUAUCACGUAUCCACCACAAUCUUGUUUUCCUCUAUCACAGAUCUCUUGAUAAUGGACGUCGAUAUAAAUGGGGUACGUAUCAAAUGGCAUUCGUUUUUCAACAACUUCAAAGUUGGUCGAGAGUUCAGCUAUUUCAGUCACGUCAAAACAUAAGGCAUUUUAGACGCCCAAUGAAUACCAUGACUUUCAACUCGAAUACGCUACCUUUUGUUGCAGUUUAACGCCUCUAAGAACCACACGGGACCAUUGUUUACCGGUGCCACGCAACCUUGAUCAGCUCGUCGAGGUGGCCUUUGGCGCGAAUUUGAACGGAACUCUUCAUUGCGGAAAUUCUAAAUUUUUCUCAAGACUCCAGACCUUUGUCACUGCACAGAGUCGUAUAAGCCUUCUUGGAAAAAGGAGGAGAGAUCAGACAUUAACAGUCCUAAACAAUCCCAUAGCUUAACGGUUCAGGCGUUGACUCCGAGCAUUCAAGGGCUCGGCGAUAUGGAAAAUAACGCAUCUACGAUCAACAGCAGCUCUUAUUUUAAACCAGCUAACGGCGACAACGCAUCAGUGGCGACUUCUGGCGAAACUCCCGCUUUCAAGGCAAUAAAGCUGUCAUUCUACGCUGUCAUCUUCCUUAUAAGUGUCAUCGGUAACACUUUGGUUUGCGUGGUGAUCGCAAGACGUCGGAGAAUGCGAACCGUCACGAAUUUCUUCGUGUUGAACCUCGCAGCGUCGGAUCUCGCCAUCACUUGCAUCUGUAUUCCGUUCGAUAUUCCCGUGCAAGAGAAUCACUACAGAUGGCCUUACGGACGGUUCUUCUGCAAGGUCUUAUACCCGCUUCAGACCGUGGCCAUGUUCUCUUCUAUCUUUACGCUAACUGCAGUGAGCCUCAAUAGGUUCUGGGCAAUCGUUUAUCCUCUGCGAAAGCAGAUGACGAAAAAGCACGCCAUGGUUGUUAUAAUCAUCAUCUGGACCGUGUGUAUUCUACUGACGGCACCUUAUGUCAUGGUCUUAAACCUGGAUAAGGCUACCAUGGAAUGCAGAGAAUAUUGGCCUGGAAUUGGCUACAGAAAAACCUACACUGCAUCGCUUUUUGUCUUGCAAUAUUUUUUGCCUUUGACCGUGAUCACACUUGCGUAUCUAAAAAUUGGUUUGGAGCUAAGGGCCUGUUCAAGCGUGAAAAACGCUUUGGCGGUAAAUGCCGUUCUACACAAUGCACACCGAAACGAGGCUCGCAAAGUUGUGCGCAUGCUCAUUGUCGUCACUCUCCUCUUUGCCAUUUGUGUUCUGCCCAAUAACGUGAUGUGGCUUUGGCUGGAUUUCGGCAAUGGGCAAAACUACCCUCACUUCUGGGAUAUGGUUGCUUUUACUAACAUCAUUUUGUUCGCCAACAGUGCGGCAAAUCCCCUGGCGUACACAAUUUGCCACGAGAAUUUCAGGGAAGAAUUCAAACUGUAUUUCACCUGCGAUCCAAAGAUUUUUCAAAGCAUGGCGGAAACCACGAUAACCUACACCAGGACCCGGUUACGCAGUCUGACCGGAAAUGACAAAAAAUCCGUACAGGCUGUGGAAUAUGGCGAGAUAUUAGUGGUUGACGCCAAAGAGACUGUUAUUUGAUAGUUCCUUUGCAAAGUACUGUCUGUAAAUAGCACACAAAAGUCAGUAAUCUUAGCAAUUUAAUAGCUACGUUCUUAGAGCGCGCCGGUAUAAUGCUUUGGACCAUGUGGCUACAUUUGAACUUCGUCAUCUCAAGCGCGGUUAUCUUGAACUCAGAUCGUUUUCCUUGGUACUGGCUUUUCCAGUCAUUUACUAUCCGUUGUCUACAACCCAGACUGUCUCGAACUAUUAAUAGUUUCCCUUAAGAGUUCGAAAUAUCGCGGGAUUGAAUUAUUUUAACAGGGUAAACAUUAGGUGUUUUAGGUGUUGUGAAAGUGCUCAACUUAU
Orbicella faveolata is the source of this 3546-nucleotide messenger RNA. Its product is annotated as neuropeptide FF receptor 1-like. Gene Ontology annotation, molecular function: neuropeptide receptor activity. Gene Ontology annotation, biological process: G protein-coupled receptor signaling pathway. NCBI's taxonomy places the organism in Eukaryota, Metazoa, Cnidaria, Anthozoa, Scleractinia, Merulinidae. The record is from RefSeq and is a predicted model, not a curated record. Gene Ontology annotation, cellular component: plasma membrane.